This is a messenger RNA of Linum trigynum, 1743 nucleotides long. The record is from the annotation of a GenBank genome assembly. NCBI's taxonomy places the organism in Eukaryota, Viridiplantae, Streptophyta, Magnoliopsida, Malpighiales, Linaceae.
CCCUAACUUCUACCAACUUUUGUAUCACCUUCUACUUGCACAUAAAAGUGUUUGUUGGGUGUUUUUCUGUGGAUGAAUAGUCAAGAGGAGGCCUUUGCAAGUUGGAAGCUGUUGAAGGAGGCAAUGCAAUCCUUGUUAUGGCCACUUACGCCUUCAGAAGAUUACAUCUUAUAGCUGAAAUUUUUAUGAAGUUUACACGAAAGGGGAAAUAAAUGUAAGCCACACCCACAAGUUGGACAGAUGCUGUCCCAACCACCAAUCCUCUGACUUCCCUUUAUCCACAACCUCUGGCAAUCCAACUCCAACCAAUGCAAUCAAAUUAAAGGUGGGGAAAUCGAAAGGAGAAAAAGAGAAGUGAAAUUUGAGGACAGAAUCUAAAAGAUCUCUUGGCAUAUGGCAAAAAUAAAAAGACACAGUGGAUUAAUAUAUAAUAUUCCAGAGCAGCAUUAUAGCAUCAGAGUCAGCCACUCAUUAACAAAUAAGCAAAGACAAAAUCAUUUAUAGGGUUCUUUGCUUUCUUAUUCUUCUUCUUCUUCUUCUUGGCUGAAAUGGCUACUUUGGUGAAGCUUGUUCAGCCACCAUGUCCAAUGGCUUUCACCCACCAGCCAUGGCAGCAGCAGCAGGCCAAGUUUGGUGAGUUGCAGAGGUUCAGGCUGAUAAACCCUAUGAAAGCUGCAGCACAAAGCUCAUCUCCUUCAUCUGUGGAAGUUUCACAAAUCAAGGAGAAUCUUUAUCAAGCACUCCAGGGGAUUAACAGAGGGAUAUUUGGGACAACAUCUGGGAAGAAGUCUGAGAUUCAGGAGCUGUUGGAGCAGCUGGAAUCCCAGAACCCAACCCCAGAUCCCACUCUCAAUCUUCACAAGGUGGAUGGAUGUUGGAAGCUUAUAUACAGCACAAUCAGCAUAAUGGGUGCAAAGAGAACAAAGCUAGGGUUGAGAGAUUUCAUCACCUUGGGUGACCUCUUCCAAAUCAUAGACGUCGCCGAGAGCAAAGCAGUGAAUGUGAUGAAGUUCAAUGUGAAGGGACUGAACCUGUUGAAUGGUCAGCUGGCAAUUGUAGCCUCCUUCAACAUUGAUUCCAAAUCAAGAGUUACAAUUACAUACAGAGAAUCAACCAUAACACCUGACCAGCUGAUGAAUGUGUUCCAGAAGAACUAUGAGCUACUUCUCAGCAUCUUCAACCCCGAGGGCUGGCUCGAGCUAACAUAUGUUGAUGAUGAGAUGAGGAUAGGAAGGGAUCAGAAGGGCAACAUCUUUGUCUUGGAGAGAUCUGAAGAACGAACUGAUUUGUAACACUGGUUUUGCUUAGCAAGUUGGAUCUCCAUUCAUGGCUAAUUUUCAGAAGGUUAUACAUUACAAUAGACACAUAUAUCACAUUGAUGUUCACUCAUUUGUAUAGAACAUUUUGUUACAUUCAACGGAAUGGAAGCUAUUGUGCUGAGCUCUUACUGCAUUGAUGUUUGGAAAGAUUUGUCUAUUCAUUAUGUGAAAGAACUCCUUCGAGAAACUUAGUAUUUGAGGAGCUUAGGUGUGAAAAGCUUUCAGUCCAAGGGUUCAUUUUGUAAGGUUAUAGAAUUUUUAAAGACCAAAAUGUUUGGAAAGACUUGUCGCAUUUUCAAAUAUGUUGAUGACCAAAACUAAUCUUGUCAUGAGUGAUUAUACGAAGUGCACGUAACGGUACACAAAAUGAGUUUUAGCCUCGUCAGAUCGAACCCUAAUCUCAUAAUCAAUUUGAAUGAUGAUC